AUGCCCCCCCCCCCCAUUAUCCAAGACAGACUUUUUUCACAUUUUAUUUUUCAGAAAUACUUUCUACUUCUUACAAAUAUUCUUCAUGUCCUGCACGUUCCCGGAGCUUCCACAGAAACCAUAUUCUAUGUCCAGGAGGAGCAAGAAGAAGACACAUUGAUUGGAAGCAUCCAGAACAUUCUGCUGCCGCCCGUGUCCCUGCAGUACAAGCUCCUCACACACACAAACUAUUUCCACCUUGAUGACCAAAGUGGGAAUCUGUACACGACAGUAGAGAAGCUGGAUCGGGAAGCCUUGUGCCCCCUGGAUACCAUGAACCAAUGCUCUAUGACCUUGGACGUCUUCAUUUCAUCUCAAGAACAUUCAGAAUUUACCAAAGUGAAGCUUUUUAUCCUGGACAUUAAUGACCAUCCGCCCCAGUUCUCAGAGCCGACAUACACGAUCUCCAUUCCAGAGGACACAACUAUCGGAACCAAAUUUGUUAUUGACCACUUAGCCAAAGACUUGGAUGUGGAGCACAAUGCAGAGCUGUCAUACCGACUCCUCUGCCCGGAUAAUGUCUUCUCUCUAGAAGAACACACAGAGUUUUUGGUGUUAGUUGUUCUCCGUCCUCUGGACCGUGAAUCUCAAAGUGAACAUAGGAUGAGUCUAAUCUCCUAUGAUAAUGGAUUCCCACAAUUGUCCGGCAGCGCUGAACUGGUUGUAAAGAUUUUGGACAUCAAUGAUAAUUGUCCGGUGUUCACCGUAAGCAACAUCUCUGUAAAUCUUCCCAGGAACACAUCGGUGGGUGACCAAGUACUACAAGUACAAGCAGUAGAUGCAGAUGAUGGCGAGAACAAGGUGAUCGAGUAUUUUUACAGCGCCCGAGUUCCAGAAUCAAUCAAAAAACUUUUUAAUCUAGAUAGUUCAUCUGGGUCAAUGACCCUAGCGGCACCGUUACCGGAGCAGGUGACCCAGUAUAAGCUGUCCGUGUUGGCCGGUGGACAUGGUUGCUUCCCAGCAGUGGCUUCAGUCACUAUCAAUCAAGAAAAAAUUAGAAAGACGCCUAAGAUGGAAGUUCGCUUCAUAGCCUCCCAAAAGGAAGGUGGCAUCUCCAUCCAGGAAGAUGUCCUACCAGGGACAAUCAUCGCCAUCCUGCAUGUCACAGACCCAGAUGGUGACAUUAGUCGUCCUUUCUUCAUAAACGAAUCUUCUCCUUUCAUCCUAAGACCCUCUGAUUCUUCUCCAGACACUUUCCUCCUAUUGACAUCCAGUCCAUUGGAUUUUGAGUUAAAACAACAAUAUGACAUCACGAUAACUGGAAUUUCGACCAAUGACAAAUCACUGACGUAUAAGGAAACUAUCAGGAUAACGAUCGAAGACGUAAACGAUAAUAGCCCCAAGUUCUCAAACCACUUUGAGGAAAUAUUCAUUGAAGAAAACAAUGUUCCCGGUGACAUCCUACUGAACCUGUCGGCUUCUGAUGAUGAUAGCGGCUCCAAUGGACUUGUCCGUUACUUCUUGCACAGCGGUGACCCCGGAGUGUUCUCCAUUGACAGCUCCAGCGGGAUCCUUACAACAUCCAAAUCUUUGGACAGAGAAAAGAAAGCGUCCUAUACCGUACAAGUCACAGCCAUGGACCAAGGUUCCCCAUCCAGAAACUCUUCUUGUGCUGUAGUUAUCUGGGUCCUAGACCAAAAUGACAACCCACCAACCUUUGCUUCGAAUGAGUUCACAUUCUACGUCCCUGAAGAUCUUCCUCAUGGAGGAGAGGUCGGCUUUAUUAAUGUGACGGACAUGGACUCUGGGCUGAAUGGAGACUUCUCCGUGCACCUUCUAAAUAUCACUUCAUUGUUUUCUAUUGGUGAAGACCGAAUCCUCAGGUCUGGAGGUUCCUUUGAUUAUGAAAAAGUCUUAAUGUAUGAAGUUUGGGUGGAAGCAAGAGACGGAGGAAGUCCAGCACUGACCUCACAAGUCAAGGUUCUAGUCUUCAUCCUGGAUGUGAACGAUAACGCUCCUCUGAUAGUUCUUCCAGAGUCAAACUAUUCCUACGUUUUGGUUACACCGGACACUUCUCAGGGUUCAUCUGUGGCCAAGGUCCAAGCAGUUGACUACGAUGCAGGAUUGAAUGGAGCGAUAACAUAUACAGAGUACGAUGAGAUUGGCCCUUCUGCCAGUCUCUUCAGGGUUGAUGCCCACACGGGUGACAUCAUAUUAAAGUACAGUACUAGUAGUCCUCAUUGUGGACUGUAUCAGCUCUUAGUGAAGGCCAGUGACCAGGGCUAUCCUCACGCACUCUCCACUGCAGUGUGGGUCAACAUCCUUCUGAACCAAAGCAUAAGCAACAGGAGCUACGUGGAGUCAUUAAUCAUGAGGAGUCUGACCCAGGAGAACCCGGUGAUCACUCUGGGGCCCUGCCCGAAAUACCAGCCGGCCGCGGCCCCAUUCGCCUUGUCCCUGACGGCCCCGGUGGCCCUGGCUGUGGUGUCGGUCUCUGUCAUCUUCUGCAUGGCCGGGACCUUCCUAUUUCUUUGUUCCAGGAGAAGACGAAGCUCGAAAAAGAAAAAGGAGAAACCGAGUGUGGACGUACAGAUCCCUCUGCAGCUGAAUGACGAUUACUGCGCCAAAGACUGGGACGAAGUGAAAUACUGUGACCCCCCUGAACGUCCGUCACCACGGAAGGUCCCUCAGGGAGAAGACUGCUGAAUACUCCCCAUGGCAUGUGAAGUGGAUUUGUUGUAUAAAUCUCUGUUUAUGUCCUAUAUUAGGGUAAGAUGGACGUCUCCAGGAUCGGGAGAGGGUGAGAAGGUCCUGGACUUGGACCUCAGGGGAAACUGUCCCAUCACUCGCUGAACUGAGGGACUCAAAGCGUCCUCGAGAUGUACGAGAAUAUGACUGAAUUAUAUAUAUUAUAUAGUAGUUCUUACGUAUUUGUUAUUGCGCAUUCAUUUCAUCCAAUGGUUGCCAGGGCGGGAUCUUCAUAGCAACCAUCACUUCCAUUCUGAAGUGGCCUCCUAUGAAAGGACUUUCAUGACCUUGUCCACUGGCCACACACUCUAGACCAGUGUUUUCCAAUCAGUGUGCCUCCAGCUGUUGCAAAACUACAACUCCCAACAUGCCCUGACAUCUAAAGACCAGUGUUUGCUCAACCAGUGUGCCUACAGCUGUUGCAAAACUACAACUCCCAGCAUGCCCUGACAGCCAAAGACCAGUGUUUGCCCUACCGGUGAGCCUCCAUCUGUUGCAAAACUACAACUCCCAGCAUUCCCUAACAGAUAAAGAUCAGUGUUUGCCCAACGGGUGUGCCUCCAGCUGUUUCAAAACUACAACUCCCAGCAUGCUCUGACAACCAAAGAC
Molecule: messenger RNA, 3336 nt
Organism: Hyla sarda
Lineage: Eukaryota; Metazoa; Chordata; Amphibia; Anura; Hylidae
Product: protocadherin-20-like
Exons: 2
Coding region: 1-2685 (894 amino acids)
Biological process (GO): homophilic cell-cell adhesion
Cellular component (GO): plasma membrane
Molecular function (GO): calcium ion binding
Source: RefSeq, a predicted model, not a curated record